GAAGCAUAUCCGUUCGCGUAUCCGGAAAUGUCGAGAAGAGACGCAAGAAACUCUCAAGCGAAACCAUAAUAAAACAGUGUUAAAAAACAAAUAAUCAACAAUAACAAGAAAUGGGGCAAUUUGAGGAUCAGUUAGCAGAACAAGUGCGACGUUAUAAGCACUUAUACGACCCUUCUUCAAAAAAUUACAAGCACAGUGAGGUGGUGCUGAAAUCCUGGAAGGAAAUCGGAAAAAGCCUGGGCGAGGAUCCGGAGGUGUGCAUGAAGAAAUGGAAAGCAAUCCGAGACAAAUAUGUGCGUCUGAAAAAAAAAUUAAAGAGCAGAAACGGCGACUCAGGCCCGGAUGAAGACAAAGAGCCGGAGUAUUGUAUGAGGUUGUCGUGGCUCAGCGGAUUUAUUAAACACCGAGACACAAAGAGCGACUUUGUCCCGAAGAGCGAAUUGGCAGGAUGGGGGAGGGGCACAGUGCAGCACGCGCCGUGCAGCGACGACGAGUCCGCGUGCUCGGAAGUGUCGUCAGUGAGUCAGCCAGUGAAGAAAAGGAAGCGCGUGCCCAAAGGCGAGGACAUUUCCGACAAGAUCUCCACUUUACGGCAGGAAAUGGUGAACUGCACAGCUCUGGUGUCGCAGCUGAGCGCCAUCACCGAAUCCCGACGGAGCAGCGACGAGUUUUUCACCUUUGCCCAGGCUGUAGCCGACUCUCUCCGGAAACUCCCUCCUGAGCGGGUGGAAGCAACCAAAGUGAAACUGUUUACUGUGCUCGGAGAAGCACACAGUGCAGCCAGACAUUAGAAAUAAAUCUAUACUCCAGAUCUAUAUAUUUUUGUUUGAUGUCAUGCACAAAUAGCCUCUCUAACAAUCCCUGUUUUUACAACACAUUUCCUUCCAUCCAUCAUCUGUACCUGCUUUAUCCUGUUCUACAGGGUCGCAGGCAAGCUGGAGCCUAUCCCACCUGACUAUGGGAGUCAGCAGGUCAUCGCAGGCCUGACACAACCAUCCACACUCACGUUCACUUUAGAGCCAGCGAUUAACCUAACCUGCAUGUCUUUGGACCCGGACGAAACCUGUGCAGACACGGCGAGAACAUGCAAAUUCCACGCAGAAAGGCCCUCGUUGGCUGCUGGGCUCGAACCCAGGACCUUCUUGCUGUGAGGCGACAGUUCUAACCACUACACCACCGUGCAUUCUUACACAGUAACAUAUAAUAAUAACAACUAUUUUUAUAUUAAAUAAAGUAAAUGGUUCAUAA
This is a messenger RNA of Neoarius graeffei (lesser salmon catfish), 1248 nucleotides long. RefSeq lists its product as uncharacterized. Bases 111 to 791 code for a protein of 226 amino acids. Gene Ontology annotation, cellular component: nucleus; transcription regulator complex. Gene Ontology annotation, biological process: regulation of transcription by RNA polymerase II. The transcript has a single exon. The record is from RefSeq and is a predicted model, not a curated record. NCBI's taxonomy places the organism in Eukaryota, Metazoa, Chordata, Actinopteri, Siluriformes, Ariidae.